AAUUGUUAUUGUUUCUUGUCCUAGCCGGCCGUAAUUUAUUAGCUGUUCAGAGUUUUCUCUUGGAAUUAAGCUAUUUUAUCCAAUUUUGAUUUGUUCGACUAGAACUAUAGAAUGAAAAUAUCAUUCUUAAUGUAUAUACCACCUACAACAUGAAAAAGACUAGAUUUUUGUGGAUUCGUGAUUUACCUGCAAAAUGUAAAGAUGCAGAUUUGCGAAAUGUUCUUGAAAGGCAUGGUGGUGGAUCAAUUCAAAAAAUUCGAUUAUUUAAAGAAGGUCAUAUGCGUCAUGCUAUAGUGACGUUUGUGGAUAUUAAGUCAGCUGCAGCAGUUAUUAAUACAGAGAAUAAAAUUAAUGAUUCAUUAUUAAAAAUGGAAUAUUGUAGUUCAGCUGAUACAACAAUAGGAAUUAUAAAUCAUAAAAAUAUCAAUUCACAUCGUAAUAAUACAGAAAUUACAAAUCAAUUGCCGACAUUUAAUAAUAAUAAUAAUAAUAAUAACAGUAAUCAUAAUAAUUCGGAUCGUAAAACAGAAAAGGAGUUGAAUACUAACGCUCUUCAUAAAGGAUCAAAUGAUUCACAUCAUUCACUUCCUAACAAUGAUCAACUGGGAAGAGGACCACUGAUAUUUAAACGUACAACUAACAACAACACUUCAUCAAAUAUUGUUAACAAUGUUCAGAUGUUCAGUCAAGUAUUACGUCCAGUUCAAAGUUCCACAUUAACAACACGUAUGUCAAAUUCCUAUCGUGGUUUAAAAAUUAGCGAUCUCCCACCUCCAAGUAAAUUAUCUGACGCUCAUUUAAGACAAAGUUUAUUUACUGAAUUUCGACGAUGUGGUCGUAUCCAAUCAGUGGUUCUACCUCCAACAAAUAAUGGUUCAACAAAUACAACUAGGUUAGCAAUUGUAACAUUUCGACGUGCAGAAGAGGCCGAAUGUGCUUAUCAAGCAAUUCAAGGUGGUGCUAAAAUUCUAUUCUCUACUCCUGUUUCAGUUGAAUUACAUCCAGGGUCAAAUGUCAAUGAUGAACUUUCUCUAAAACGUUCUUCAACUUCAAGUACAUUGAUUGGAAACACUACUAAGCCGAGUAGUAAUAAUAGUAGUGGUAGUAGUAAUAGUAAUAAUAGUGACACAUUGAUGAAUUCACUGUCUACUUCUACUACCACUACUACUACAACACAAUCUGGACUAAAUAAAACUGUUAACUCUCAUUCAACUGAUGGUCAUUUAUCAAAUAACAGUCAAACAAUAACAACAGUAAAUAAAUCACCAACACGAACACUGCAUGUUGCUGGUCUUACUGUUGGACCUACUGGACCUGUUACAUCUGAACAACUGACGACGGCGUUUCGUAAAUUUGGUGAUAUCAUAAAUGUUCAACUUAAACCUAGUUCUAGUUCAGCUCUUAUUCAAUUCGCUGAAAUGCGUGGUCCCAUUCGCGCAAUGAAUGCUCAUGCUCGUGAACCGCUUCGUUUAGGUGGUCGACCACUCUCACUUGCUUAUACACCAAGUACACCGACAACUAGUUUAUGGAUAUCAGACCUACCACCUUCAUUGGCUAAUUUGACAGAUGAAGAAUUAUUACAUACGUUAUCACAAAUUGCUCCCAUUCAAGAAAUUGCACUUAUCAAUCGUACUGAUCAAAGUACACGUAAUCAAUCUACUCCGUUGAUUUCUACAUCUCCACCUCAUUGUGCAGCUUAUAUAAAAUUAAAUUCAACUGAACAUGCAAUUCGUCUAUUAACUGAAUUACGCUGUUCCAAACGUUAUUCAUCUCCUACACCACCGAUCACUACUACAGCUUCAUCAACAACAGGAAUUACAAUAACUGGUCAGAAUGUAAAAACUUCAACACGACGUCCUAUAGCAGUUGAUUUUGCUAGUCCUAGACAAUCAAGUAUUGUCACUAAUCUACAGUUAAAUGCGUCAAGAUCAUCUUUAAAUUCUCAUCGUGUUCGAAUUAUUUCAUCAUCCAACACUGUGGAUCGAUGGGAUUCAUCAAAUAAAACCAGUAAUUUUCAACCACCUACCGCUUCUACAGCAAUCACGACAUUGACUUCGAAAUCAACUGAUUGCAAUAGUCGUAAUUCUUCUCCCGGUUCCGUAUACCCUCUCACUGUUCACUCAGCAUUGAAUACUAACACUAAGACUUCAUAUCGAACGUCAACGCAAACAUUAACACAUCACACCUCUGGACUAGCCUCUAAUCAUAAUAAUCAAAAAAACAAUUUGCUUAGUCAUCCUUUGACAGAUGUCAAUAAAGAAGUUAACGAGGUGAAGAAUAGUAGUAAUUUGUUUAUAGAAAAACAGUCUGAAAUAAUUUCAAGGGAAUGUUCCAAUCGAAAGUCAUCACGUUUAAAAUCUACUAAUCAAUCGAAUCAAUUAUCAGAUCGUACUUAUCACCAUCGGUUAAAACGAUCACAUGACAGUAGCCCGAGUAGCUUUAGUACCAGUAGCAGUAGUAGUAGUAGUAGCAGUACAAGUGUGAGUAGUGAUAGUACUAGCAGUAGUAGUAUUAGUAGUACAUCAAUAUCAUCCUCAGGAAGCUCUAUAAGUGCUUCAUCUGGAACAUCUUCUAAAUGUACUGGUUCAUCAAGUCGUCUUACCAAGGCUCCGUCUAUAAAAAGUAACCAUAAAUCAAAGUCCAUCGAUGCACAUGACAACAAACGUUCAGAUAAACUAUCGGAACGCAGUUCAUCCUCAAAUUGCGGUCAAUUAAAAGUUCAUAAAUCUCUAAGUACUGGAAAACUCAAAGAAAAUAAGUCCUGUAGAAAAACUGAUUCGUCACACUCGUCAAACACACAAAGUUCAAAGUCUGCUGAUUCAUAUUCAUCGUGGCUAGCAGAUACACCAUCUGAUUCGUCUUUUGUUCAACAACCUCUAAGAGUUAUGACAGUCAAUUCAUCUGUUUUAUCACCUAUUCGUAGUUCGGCCGCUAGUAGCGGUGGCCUCUCUAGUCCUGGAGGAUCUUCCUCUUCCAUCAUAGGAAAUAAUAAUAUCCGACGAACGCCGAAUAAUGGGUGUGAAACUCUACCUAACGGUUGUCAGUCCGAAUUUAUUGGUCCAGUACCUAAUCAUCAUUCGUCUUUGAGAUUAUCGGCAUCCGCACAACCACUCACUCAUACGCCUACAGUUUUAACUAUGAGCGAGUUUAGAGUUAGUCCAACGCCAACAGCUUGCUCUGUCAGUGCCAGCAGUGGAGUAAGCAGUGGUGGUCCUAGUUUCAGCAGUACAAAUAGUAGUGGAGGAGGCAGCACUGGUAGUAGCCCAUUAACAAGCAAUAAUUCAACAACGAAUCACUUUCAAUCUGUAGUCGUCUCCAAAUCUAACUCCAAUAGCCAAAUUAAAGUUACUUCGUCAUCUCCUUCAUUGAAACGCAAUGUUUCACAAUCCAAUGGUAAUGAUAAUUCUCACUGUGGGAAUACAAAUAAAUCGCGAACAUUCAGUGACUCUCCUUCAAGCUUAAAACUUCAUUUAUCUUCUAACCCUGCAUUGGCUUCAUCCUCCCCAGGUUCAAAUAGUCCCUCAUGUACUUCAUCUACAACACCGUUAACGGUUUCAAUAAAACUUACUGGUAUUAAUCGAUCGUCGCAGCCUAGUAAUUUAAUUUCUCCUUGUAGUCUUUCCGAAAAUACUGAGUUGUUUAUGUCAAACCACGAUAAACAAAGUAAUGAUUCACUGCCCUUAACUCCAGUUUCAGCUCCUCCGCUUAGAUGUAAAACAUCUCGACAUACAUCUAUUGAUCCUAGACGUUGUAAUAUCGGAGUAGAAGCACCAACUGUUGGUGGAGCCACCAAUGAUAUUACAGAUUGGUGGAGUAGCGGAUCACCUGUCUAUGAGUCGAUGUAUGAUAAAAUUAAGCGUCGUACAAAUAAAGAAGCUGAAGAACGACGUCAACGACAACUUGAAAGUUUUUCUACCAGAGAGAAAAAUAGUAAGAAACAAAGAAAGAAAGAACAAUCAAACAAGUCUCCACCACAAUCCAAUAUUAAUAACAAUGUUCCCAUUUCUUCUCCAGAUUCGUUUAGUAAUGAGCAAUGUGGUAAAAUUAAUAACACAUUUUCAUUAAGCGGAAAAUCACAUCAUUCUAUUAAUUCAAAAUGUAAAUUAGAUGCUAACCGUUCGUCUAACAAGAAGCAUAGUAAUCGUCAAAAAAGUGACACUGUUUCAAUGCAUUCUUUUCUCAGCGAUAGUAGUCAUCUAUCUCAAUGGCACUCAACUCAUAUACAUACUGAUAAAAUUUGCAACGAUACAAGUGGGUCACAUCUUUUUUCACGAAGAAUGUCCAGAAAUUUAAACUCGAGAAAUAAACGUCGUCGAAGUAUUGUCAGCUCUUUAUCAUCUUCAUUAUCAAGCGAAGGUGAAUGUCACUCGAAUUCUCCACCGGAAACUUUAACUCGAUUAAGUUUGGGCAUGCGAUUCCCGGUCUCCGCUACUUAUCAUGAGUGUAUUCGACCAAAUAAACCUUCCACUGCUGCCUCCGCUGCUGCAGUUUCAAACCGUAAAUGGUCAAAUCACCACCUUAGUGAUAAUGAUGAUGAUGGUGGCGAAGAUGACGAUGAUGAUGCUUUAAGUCAGUUAAGUUCAUCUUUAUCAUGUUCAACUAAUGAUAGUAAACUAGAUCCAUCAAAUUUAACAAAACGAAAACUUCAUUUUUCAACAAACAAGUUGAAUCAGUUGAAAAAUACAAAUUUCUCAAGUUUUAAUUCUUCUAAUCCAUUCAGUCGUAAUAAUAAUAAUAAUAAUUAUGAUAUAGAUCAUCACCGAUCUGGUGAACCGAACAAAAAGUCCAUUAGUCUUUCAACUGCAUUAGAAUGGAAAGAUACCGGGAAAAAAUCAAAAUCACACAAUAAACAAAAUAAUAAAUGUUCCAAACAAUUACCUUCGACCAAUGAUAAUGAUAGACAUAAGUCUUCAGAAAAAUUAUCAUUUGUUAAUAGUGGUUUGCUUAAAAGGCAACGUAAUGAAGUUCUUUCACCAAGACCCACAACUACCGAUCUACAUCCUAAUAAACGUAAAAGAGUUUUAACUACACUACAAAAAAAUAUUGGUGAAAAUGAUUGUUCUAACCAAAUCUAUAAUCAUACAAAUCAUCAUCGACAUUUCACCUCACCGAAACACCAUCAUUCAACUUAUCGAAAACAACAUAUUCACAGUCCAAAGCCGUACUUUUCUGAUGAUGGCACCAUAUUAGAUUCUGAAGCAGAAGAUGUGAAAGGCAGCUUUAUAAGUUGUUCUGAUUCAGUAUCUCACACUACUGGUACAAGUGAUCAUCAUAGUAUGAAAGAUUCUUAUCUUCAUCAUAGAGGAGAUAGACAAAUGUCAUCUCCUGUACAUAGUGAGACUGAUGAAUCCAAUGUAUUCGGUUUAGAUUCACAUAUUCACAGUCCUAAUUCUAGCCGUUGCCAUUCAGACUACAUUAGUAGAAAACAAAAAAAGUGUUUGAGUAAUUUGUGCACCAUGAAUACCACUACUGCUAGUACUCUUCAAUCUAGAGAUGCAGAUGGAGAUUCCGCAUUUGAUGCUCUCCUGGAUUCAGACCGUUUUUCUGCCAAUUCCAAAUCUACUAUAUCUACUGAGCCGAUGGAACAAUGUGAACUUGAUGAAGAUGAUGAUGACGAUGCAAAUAGUCCAUGCUUGAAAUUCACUGAUGGUGAAGAUGAUGAUGAGUGGCGUUCUGGUAUAGCAUCAAGUUCACCGAAUCCAGUUCAUUUAGAAUUUGAUGAUGGUGACGAUGAUGAUGACGACGACGAUGAGGGUUGUGAAUUGCUAGAUAGUAAACCUGAACCAAAUACUGUUACUUAUCAAUCUGAUUCAUUUGUAGAAAAAUUGUCGAAUUCCAUUAUGGAGUCUUCAGAUGAAGAGAAACCUCAAGAUACUACUUUAAGGCUACAAUCUUCUAUCAGUAUGAAUAAUCAGCAUUCUUUAUCUUCUUGUUCAUCAUGUGGUACAGGUGAAAAGAAAGUUGAUAGUAGUUUUAAUGUAUCUAUUAAUGAUAACGAUAAUGAUAAUCACGACAAAUUAAAUCGAUGUGAUUCACCCACAUUGUCGAACAAAAUGUCUCCAACUGGUGGAGAUCAACACCUCCACUCUGAUGAACAACUAUCAAUCAAGCCAGAAACAACAAACAAGCAACCGUUGAGUUCUGUCAUGAUUGAAGAAAUUUCAAUCAAAGUUCCUUCUCCAAAUCCAACUGAAUCAAAAUCUAAUAAAGCAGAAAACUGCUCUCCUCCUCUCUUACAGACUAUUGUUGUUUCUCAGUAUUCUACUGUUCAUAGUUUUGAAAGCAAUAAUGUACCAUCAUUAAGUAAUAAUCAUGACGAUGUUGAUCAUUCAAAUGCAACAGGAGCCAUCAGUUCUUUUAAACCUUCAGCUGAAAAUGUUACAAAUAAUGACUCUUCUACUGCAUACAUUACAUCUUUGAAUAAUACUGUAGAUUCUCUAAAAACUAAUUUAUCUUAUUCUACUCAUUCAGAAAUAACAGUAGUCAAUGAAACAAGUCUUGCCAAGGAAAUAACAACAAAAUUAUCUCCAAAGAAUGAUAUUUUUCACCAAAUAUCUUGUGUUCCUACUUCUAUUAUUUUCACUCAAUCAACAUCAUCUGUCUCACCACAUGAUUCAGUCUCUUUCAGUUCAGUAUGUACAUUUCCUAAAUUAAUUAAUUCUCCCCUAAUUCUUGACAAUAAACCUGUAAACUAUAAAGCUUGCGAAAAAUCACCUGAAACUGUCAUUCAAGUAGAUCAUACAGUUCCACGUCAAACAUGCUUGAGUAAUGUAAAACCGAUGACAUCUAUAUCGUCUUCAAUGUCAUUGAAUUCUCAACCGACUGAAGUACAUGAUAUUACUCGUUAUGUUCAAAGUGUUAUUGAACGAGUUAAGGCUGAACGUGUUGAAGAAAAUCAACAGGCAGCUGCGGCUGCUGCUCAUUGUCACCAUUCUACUCACCAUCCAGCUACCUCUUCAAUGUCGGUUCCUACAUCAACGUUAUCGACUACAUCCAUGAAUCAAACACCUAAAGUUUACAACGAACAAAAUACUUUGCCUGGAAUGGCUUCACCUCAUAAUAGGCGAUCAUACAGUGGUCAACGCCGUUCACUCCUUGUUACUGUAAGUACAUGUUCUCCAUCAAAAACUAAUUCUUCGUCUAGAUCUGCGAAGUUAGUAAGUCCUAAUGCACAUAUGUCUGGUCAUCCUGUUGCGACGUGCAGUGUUGAUUUACCAAGUGUUCAUGUCCCAAAUCCAACUAUACCCUGUACAUCUGGUUUACUUCAUCCUAAAAUAUCUUCUGAUCUACAACUACCCUCUAUUCCGGGAGUCAAUGCUUGUGCACCCCUCAAUUUACCUGUUGGUCAGGUGAAUAGCACUCGUGUAACAAGGCAAUCAUGUGGUACGCUCGACGGUUCACAAACAUCUUUAAAGCGAUCUGAUAUUUGUCAUAGCAAUUUAGAUACAUCUACUGCAUUACCCGUUAAUCAUGCAAGUCGUCGUCAAAGACGUUCUGAAAGUAAGGCAAUAUCAAACACUGUUCCUGUGUUAAACGAUACCACUGUGUUUUCAUUUUCAACACCUACGGUUUUAACAUCUUCAACUGUAGUUAAUCCGACUUUAAUUCCCGUUUCUUGUGCUCCAUCAACUCUAUCUACUAAAUCAACGGAACCUAUUAUUCCAAGUCAUUCUGUGAUAACGACAAGUUGUUCCCAAAUUGCGCAUAGUGGUGCAACGUUGUCUUCGGCUGAUUGUGUACAAAAAAUGAAAAGCUGUAAUAUUCACACAUCUGUUGAUCCUUAUGAACCGAAUUUUGAUGAAGAAUCACCAGUUGGUUUCAAUCCAGCUCAGUUACAUCAUCAUCGAUCAUCUCCGUCAUUAUGUCCAUCUCCUACUUCCACUCACCAAACUCGUAAAACGCCUUGUACUACAGCUGAAAACAUGACUACCACAAAUUUUCAAUCUCUUCCUUCUACAACUGUGGUGGUUGCCUCGUCAUCACCAAUUAACUCAUCACCAGGACUUGUAGUGUUAGAUACGAAAUCUAUCAGACAUCCUGAGAUAAUUUCAUGCACCACUACUGCUCCAUUAUCUGUAUCUGAAUCUUCCGUGUUGAAUGUACCACCGGCCACUUUCUGUGUUACUUCUAGCCAGUCUGUUGAUACAGUAGAUGAAGUGAUUAGUGAUGUAUGUGCUGGUCAUUUUGAUGUUCAGAGUUAUCUCAAAAAUUGGUCAUGUAAUACUGUUAGUAGUCCUGCUACUACCACGAUCGGAACAACUAUUAGUACAAGUAAUAUUCAAUCAUCUAAAAUUUCCGUCAACAAUCCAUUACCACAUGAAUCUAUAUCGUUACCUAGUAUUUUAACCAGUAUAUCAACGUGUACUCCAACCAUUACUACUACUACUGCUGCUACUAUUGCUACUACUUUCCCUACUAUAAGUAUUACAACUAGCCAGUCAUUACAAACGGUUAAUUCAACAAUAGUAACUAAUAUAUCAAAUACCCCAACAGGAAUACCAUUUUCUCUUCCUAUAACUAGUGAACCAAUUGUAGCCGCUGUUACAAUCCCGACUGGAAAAACUAGUAAUUUAGGCAAGAAUGAUUCAAGAAAUCCUAUCAAUAUUGGAACAGGAAGUGCAGUUCUCAAUACUCUUCUUGCUGCUUUACAACUUAUACCAGGUAGUCAAGUAACAGUGACUGGUCCAGCGGCAGCAGCUGGAGUUGUUGGUAAUAAUAAUUCACGUACAAUUUCUGCAGCCACUAUUACACUACCUGUGAAUGCAGCUCAACAGGCUGCUGCUAAUAUAAAGGCGGCUGUUUUAUCUGUCACAAAUCCGAACAAUAAUCAGGGGAAAGCAGCUAACAUUACCUGGAACCAACAAGAUUCAUUGAAUAUAAACAAAAACACGACUGAAUCUACUCACAAUGAAACUAAAGUUUCACAUGGAAUUUUUACUCCACCAGUUUGUGUAACCUCAGCAAAUUUAACCAAUACUGCACAUAAUAAUCGUUUAACUACUGCUACUCAUCAACUCAAUACUACACCAGUAGUUUCCACGUGUUCAGUCGCUCAGUUACCGUUUAAUAAUAACAUCUACGUAAACAGUAAUAUAAACAAUACAUCUUAUCAACAUCCUAAGAUAUUGCAAUCUGGUUGCACAAUGAGUGAAUCAGUCACUGCGAUUACAACAACAACGUCUCAACUUUAUCCUUUACAAACGGCAAUGGAGUCUGCACCCGUGAGACCACAUUUGGCAUCGGCUACUACAGUUACCAAUAGUACUAUUGCUAGUAAUAGUAAUAGUAUUAGUACUACAUGCGAUCAAUUAUUGAAUAGUGCGCCCGUAUUCGCUUCGUGUGGUAAAUACACUAGUGUUACCCCGACACCAAUUUCACAACAUUCCUCUUUGGUGUCUCAUUCUCAACAAAAUAAUAACAUAUGCACAACAAAACAAUCAUUCGUUCCACCUUCAUCACCAAUCGUAACUAACGGUACUAGUCAUCCUCAGAUUACUUCAAGAACUGUCUCAAAUGCGCCACCUCCACCUACAUCACCAGUUGUACUUGGUCGAAAUUCUGCUGUUUCACCGUUAGCCAAUCCUGUUUUGCAAACAUUAAUCGAUCGGCUAGGUGGUAAUGUUGAACCUUCUGUUGCUAUUGCACUAUUCCAUGCAGCUCUUAAUGGUUCUAAUAUGAGACGUAACCUUAAUGAUAAUACAACCGAUACACAAGUUAAUCCUUAUUUAAGACAUGUAGCUCAACAGUUUCUUGAUAAUCGGGGUUGUAGUGGUCCUGUCAAACCAUCGAUUCCAAUCAGUCAUUCUGAAUCUCAAGUUCACUCAGCUAGUAGUAUAUGUGCCAAAAGUUUGUCUCCAUCGCUAACUAUGCAGCAUAUUCCUGUGACUAAUAUCACUUACAGUUCAAGUCCUCAUCGACCUCCAGCUUCGGGACUUCCUUUCGUUUCUCCUGUACUAAUCAAUCCUGUAGAUCCUGACAUAAUUCAAGUUGAUCCUAGUAGCAAUAAUAUUAUAUCUCCACCGGUUGUCUCAUCUCGUCUUCCAGGAUCGGACCCACCUCCAAUAAAUAAUAUUACUACUAAUUCUGAUGCCCAAUCUUGGAACACGCUUGGUUCAUCCUAUCCUUUAGUUUGGCAAGGUCGUUUAUCUUUGAAAAACAUGGAAACUCGUGUCGCUCUACAUUUUGUUCAAGGAAAUCAUAAUUUACUUAAUGCUUGUAUGACGUUACUAGCUUCUGGAGGCGGUGGUCAACCACAAUUCUCCUUAAUCACAAGUGGUGGACCUUUACGUAUAGUUCAAAGAAUGCGAUUGGAACCAGCACAACUAGAAGGUGUUCAACGUAAACUUAAUCAAGAAGGUGCUUCAUGUGCUUGUCUAGCGCUUCCUGCUGGCAGUAGUCCUGUUGAGUUAGCACAACAAACUCAAAUAUUAAAUGAAAAUUUCAUUCGUUACAUGCAAGAGAAAAUGGCUGCUGGUAUUAUCAACGUCGGGCAUCCAGAUUAUCAACAAGUAGGUUGAGUUUGAUUUAUUUCAUUAGUUAUUCAUUUCACAGAUUGAUACCCUGUCUUCGCUAUGUCACUCGUAGCUUCCCUUUAAACUACUCCUUCAUUAGUUAACCACUGAGCAGCAAAUUAGUUCCUAGUUGGUUAUACAGUAAAAUAAAUCUGAACCACCUCACAUGAUGACCAAAUGAUUUUUUCUUAUUUGCCUAAUACUCUGUCUAACCUCUCAACGUACACAAGCAAAACUUCAAAGACACUUGUAAUCAAAUGCUCUAAUUUUAAUGGAUAUGUUUUGCAAAUCGAUGAGUAUAAUACACCGUCAACUUCUAUAUUGUAAUCUCAACCUACUCGUCCUUUUUUUAAAAUAAAAAACUACCUUGCUCCGAUGAUUAUCAACCUGUAUUGAACAAGUACCAUAGGGAAACUGCCUUUUUAUUAAAAAAUAAACUGUAUAUUUGUUUAUUCUAAUUCAAUAGAAUAAUCUUGAAUAUCCUUUAUAUUAGUAAUAGUAAUAAUUGGCAUUUCAAAUUCUCGUUUCUUUUCUCUCCUUUCUUUUUAACUAAUCUAAUCAUGAAAAAUACUACUGCUGUAUCUCGUCGGUAUACCAUUAACCAAUUUAUCAACUUAUUUAUUGAUUUACUAAAGGCACAUGAUAACGAUAAGGCUAUAGGGCGAUUACUUGAAUAGGAUGAAAGAGGAGGAGAUAGGGUUUUAUUAUUUCUAUUUUCACUAUUCAUUAUUCUUUUUUGUUAUGGUCGUUUUGCCCAUUUACAUCUGCCCGGGCAAAUUGUAUCGAUCGAUAAGAUACUGAUCUUUUUGGCCUAUAUAUAUACACUGGCAUCAUAUAACCAUUAACCAUUGUCUCUACUAAUCCAUUUAUGGACUGAAUAAAAUCGAUCAUAUAUUGAUGCAGUCUGACCUAUGCUGAUUUGUGAUUGGUCGAAUUUUAAUUCAUUUAUUUGUUCGUAUUUUAUUCACCAUGUAACAAGAGACAGAAAAAAAAAAUUACAGCCUAGGUUAGACACGACUGGCCUAAAAUAAAUUCUUUUUUCUAAUCUUUGCCUCUUUUUAACGUCUCUCUCUCUCUCACACACACACACACACACUAUAUUUUCUUCCUGUCUCAGCAAUCGUUUGUGUUGUGUACAAAGAGAAGAGAUGUUGAAAAAAAAACUGCUUUGUUUUCAAUGUUCUUUUGUUGGACUAAAUUAGAAUUGUUAUUAUUAUUAUUAUUAUUAUUAUUCAGUCCAGACCAUUGAUGAUGAAGAUGAUGAUCAUAUAUUAGGCGAAUAAUCUUGAAGCUUGCUGUUUGUUCGUUUGUUUGUUUGUAAAACAAGAUUGAAAGAGGUGAAUGAUGAUGAAAUUGUGUCUAAAAUGGAAGAAUUCUAUAGAUUUUUAUUAAAUAGUUUUCUUAAAUAUUUUAUUGAAAACUAGUAAAAAAAAACACUUGGUAUAGAGAUGAUGAUAUUUAAUUACGUUGUAUAGUUUAAAAUGAAUAGACUGUUUUCUGCUUCUCAGUUCAUGUCAACACUUAUCUUCAUAUGCAAAUACUCUUACUUUAUACUGUUCAUCUGAACCUUGUUGUGACAGGUUUGGAUCUUGAUGUUUACCAUAACCAAUGUUUGGGUAUCUAGAUGACAUGGUAUAGAAUAGCUCGAAAUGUUCCACAUACAUUCAUUCUUUCGUAUCAAAUCAUAUUGUCUAUGUUUAGUGGUUUAUAAUAUCACUAAUAUUGUUAUUAUUUCUCAGUCAGUCAGUUACAACGUAGGACCAGGCACAUAUAUCCAUCGGUCCAAGUUUCCAUACCUCAUUAGCACAAGAUGAACACCAAAUUCAUGGAAGUAGUUAAUUCAAUGGUGGAUUGCAUAUAAGGAUAUAGUACAGGAAGAAAGAAAGAUAUAAAGCAAUUUUAAUCUUAUAGUUUAAAGGAAGGCAGAGUUUAUACACCCACGCUAUUGUGAUGAUCGAUUAUGAACCAUGUCACCCAGAGUCUCCAACCAUUGGUUACGAUAGUCAAUUGAACCUUAACCAAGUAGUCUGCAUCUACCAACAUGUCUCAGACUAGAGGUUAGCGAUUUCAAGCACUGAUGCCACGUUUUGGUUUAGCCACCCAUAACUUUCUUCCAACUAGUCAGCAUUGUGCGUCGUGGUAAUCGGUGUUCAGGCAUACGUAACACGUGGCCCAACCAUCGUAGUCGAUUGUUAUUAUUUCUGCGACGAAUAAUUGCUUGUGGCUUUUCUGAUUUUAUGUAACAAUAUGAACUUAUGCUUAUAUGUAACAGCUUUUGAUGACAAGUGAAAAAGAUUGAAUGAAAGAAAUAACUUUCUAUCCUUCAUACUUUUUUAUAUCAGUAGGUUGCAGAUUCAAAUGUUGCUUAGUCGAUUUUUAAUGAAGCUUUACAUAUUGUACUUCGUUUUUUACUUCUUUCGUAAAGUUUUUUUAAUACACUUUAUUAACAUUCCAUAAUAUAAUGACUGUAUGUUUCUGUCAUAUAUUUAUAUACAUAUAGGGACUUUAUGUUGUGCAUAUUUUUCCACCAUGCGAUUUCUCCCAUGCACAACUUGGCCUAGCUGCUCCGGAUCUUCAUAGACGUGUUGUACAGGCGAAUCAAUCUCAUUUACUAGUUGUUAUAACAACAGUUUAAAUGAAUGUCUCAUCUAAUCAUCAAACGUAUUUUAUUGGAUAAUAUGUAUACUAUAACUUCAUUUUUAUGAAAUUUGUUGAAUAAUUUAUUGUCAGUUCUUCACACUCAUACAUAUAAAAUUUCAUUGCACACACACCGGUGAGGCACUCGUGUUCAUGCAUAAUCCUUUUUUGUGAACUAACAAACAAAGAAGAACUCUGCUAUUGGAUUCUGAAAUUUCUUGAUAUGUGGAAUUCCUGUCUGGGCCUAAUUCGAGAGAAAACACAUCCAUACAUAUGGGCAGCAUCAUCGUUUAAUAUAUAUCUUUUUUCUUUCAAAUCUACAUUCUUUUAAAGAAAUACACAACAUAAACUGCAAGAAUAAGAUUAUUAAAAUGUUUAUUGUGUAUCCUGUUUCGUCCUUUUUUUAUUGAUUCAGUUCAUUUCCAUUUUUAAACCAUUCUACUGCACUGUACAGUUGUGUAUACGUAUUUCCUUCUAUCUAUCUAUCUAUCUCUCUGUUUAUAUCUUUUUCUCUGUCUACUAUAUUAACUGUUGCUUUUCAUUACUUUAUGCACCUAGUUACUGCAUAGUUUGUUUCUUUAAAAAAAUUUCAGGGUAUAAGUUGUGUUACAUCGUUUAUCAUCCAUACCCCAUUUACAUAUUUCUUUCUUCACUAUUAUUCGCCUAGAGAACACGAGUUUUAUUUAUUCUAAAUUAACCUUUAGUCAUGUAAAACACAUAUACACACGGGUACAACCGAAUACACAUACAGUUGGCGCCCUUGUUUACUAUUUAUGUGCAAUAAUUCCUGUUUAUAAUUAGAUUGUGUUCGUUUCCCUUCGUGAUUGUUUGUAUCCAGUAUCAUAUUUAUAUGUAUAUACAUAUAGAUGAAUAAAUAUAGGCAUCUAUAUGUGUGAGUGGUUGUACUCCUUUGUUUUUACAUCCCGGUGGUCAUUUGUCUUAGUAUCUUAUUGCUGUUACAUGGGUUAUGUUACUAUCCCGUAUUUAAUGAAACGUUACUUCAACAUUAAGUCGUGAUUAUUAUUAUUAUCACUUUUGUUACCGUUAUUAAAUCAGUGCUAUUCGUCUCAAUGUUAUCAGUUUGAUCCAUCCAAUGUUAUUUAAAAGAGUAUAAAAACUAAUGGCUUUUUUUAAAAUCACUACACAUCAACUAAACCUGUUCUCUGAGGAUGAUUCUACCUAAUACUACUACUACUACCACUGCUGCUGAUAUUGUGCUGUUAAUAUUCACCAUUGUUACUACUGAAGUAUUAUUUUCACCAUCAGUGAUAACGACGACGGCUGCACAGAUUUAUUAUCGUUGCUUCACUUCUUGUCAGUUCUCCAUCAAAUAACACUACAUUGUACAUUAAUAACUAUUAUCGUAUCGUGAUAAUCACAAUAUAAAAUCUUCUUACGACUAUUUAUUAUCAAUAUUAUUCUCACUAAUAUUCGUCAUUACCAACAUCAACAUCCAUUUCAGUGAUCCUAAUUGAAGAUGCAAAAAUUCAACUUACUUAAACAAAUAACGUUUGCGUGUGUACAGUUAUGGAAAUGUCGCUUGUUUAUUUGUAUUUCUUGUUUCUUGUUGUAUCACUCCUUAUUUGAUUUACUCUAUUCACAUUUUCAUUAGUAAAUAAGAACAAACAUGUCCGUGUGUGUAUACAAUGAGUUUAUAUGAGCAUAAAUGUAACUGUGUGUGUCCCUAGUGGUUCCCUGUACAUUAUUUAUUUGCUAUAUUGAUCGAUUCCUCGUGUUACUUGCUCCACUCUAGCUUGAAUGCUGUUUACUACUACUACCAUUACUAUUAACUCCUUUAUGCAGACAACACUUGUACACACAGUUAUUAUAUAUAUGCAUAUUCUUUUCCUUGCAACUUUUACAUUAGAAACACGAAUAUAUAUAUAUAUAUAUAUCCAGUAAUUGUAGAUUAUCUUUUUUGUUUUAUUAGGUGGUUACUUACGUGUGAUUUUUUAAGAAAAUACGAUCGAUUGCCAGAGUAUAUAUUUCUUUUCCCCAGUAUAUAUAUA
Schistosoma curassoni is the source of this 15157-nucleotide messenger RNA. The record is from the annotation of a GenBank genome assembly. NCBI's taxonomy places the organism in Eukaryota, Metazoa, Platyhelminthes, Trematoda, Strigeidida, Schistosomatidae.